Messenger RNA from Botrytis byssoidea, 687 nucleotides. RefSeq lists its product as uncharacterized. The transcript has a single exon. NCBI's taxonomy places the organism in Eukaryota, Fungi, Ascomycota, Leotiomycetes, Helotiales, Sclerotiniaceae. Gene Ontology annotation, molecular function: ATP binding; ATP hydrolysis activity. The coding region runs from base 1 to 687 and encodes 228 amino acids. The record is from RefSeq and is a predicted model, not a curated record.
AUGCCCAAUUCUACUCCUAUCGUUGACGGCAUGGAGUGUGAUACUAAGGAAAUAUAUGAUGACGUCAUUAGCGGCAAGGGCAAAGGCAUAAUCUUUCUGCUUUCGGGUGGCCCUGGUAUUGGCAAAACCUUGACUGCUGAGUCUGUUGCCGAGCAAAUGCAUGUUCCACUCUACAUGCUUUCGGCCGGAGACUUGGGCACAGAAUCUAAAGAUGUUGAGUCAAACUUGCGUUCAGUCCUUCAGAUGGUCACCGGUUGGAAUGCGGUCCUAUUGUUGGACGAAUGUGAUAUUUUCCUAGAAGCACGAACUUCAAACUCACUUGAGCGGAACAAAAUUGUUUCGAUCUUCUUACGAACACUCGAGUAUUAUGAAGGGAUCUUGUUGUUCAUGACUACAAAUCGUGUAAAUAAUCUUGAUCCAGCGUUCAAAUCACGCAUUCAUCUCAGUAUAGAUUACAAGGAUUUGGAUACUAACGCUAGAGAGAAAAUUUGGAGAAACUUUCUGUCGCGUGGAGAGGAUCAAGAACAUCAUCAUCAAAUCACUGAUGUUGGCAAAUUGGCGGACUCAAACAUCAACGGAAGACAAAUCAAAAAUGUUUUGAAGACUGCUAAAUUACUCGCUAAUCACAAGGGUGAGCUUCUCAAGUUCGAACAUGUUCGAACCGUUAUGAGUGUGGAGGGAAAUUAA